GAUCUUGACGACCGUGGAAUAUUUAACCUCAGCUAUCUGCAUCUGACCAAACCCUGAUGUUACAUUCGGCUAAAGCUUCUGGAGGGGAAAGGUGACACCGACAAAUAAUAUCAUCAUUUCAAGUCAGACUUCCUUGAGAUAUUCAACGCGAUUACCAACCACUCAGCAUCAUGGCCAACUUUGACUGCGUGGAUCGCUGCAUCAGCCGCAUCUUCUACAAACUUGGACGCCAAGUGUACAAACAUAAGCUCAUCUUUUUACUCAUCCCACUUGCGAUGGUGACAUUCCUGAUGACCGGAUUUACACACUUUAUCAUUGAUGACAACGUGGAGUAUCUCUUCACACCGGAGAACAGCCAAAGCCGUGACGAUCGAGCGACAACGAAGGAGCUUUUCAUGACGGGAGAUGAAGGAGUAGAGUUUCUGCCGAACCGGGAGCUUGAUCUCUUCAUCCGACGAGGAAGAUUAAUCAUCACACCAGCAGAGGGAGACAACAUCAUGAAGAAGGAGAUGUUCGAGGAGAUCGUGAAGCUGGAUGAGAAGAUCCGAACCAUCUCUCUCCACGACAAUGGAACCCUGGACAACUACGACACUCUGUGCAUGAAGUGGCUUGGACACUGCCUGGACAACAACAUCAUGACCAUCUACCGUGACAAUGUGGCCAUGUUUGACCACAUCAACUUGACCUACCCGUACUUCAACACUCCGCAGUACCCGCUCUUCAUCGGCCCCAACCUUGGGGGUGUGGUGGUUGAUGAGGAUACUGACAUGGUCAAGAGUGCCAAGAAUGUCUUGCUGAUCUACACUCUCUCAACAGGCAGCAAUGAGCAGGAUCUUCUUGCUGAGGAUUGGGAGAAGGUCUUUGACAAACUCAUCGAGAAAUCUUCCACAGAGAUGAAGCAUAUCAAGCUGGCAAGAAGCACGUCAUGCUCACUCUCCCAUGAGAUCACCGAGGCAAGCAUCCACAUCAUUCCCCGCUUUGCCGUCACCUUUGUGUUGAUGAUCAUGUUUGCUGUUCUCUCCUGCAUCAUGAGGGAUUGGGUUCUGAGUAAACCAUGGUUAGGGUUCCUUGGGGUCCUGUCAGCAGUUUUUGCAGUCAUCUCUGCUGUUGGACUUCUCAGCUACUGCCAACUCAAGUUUAAUGAGAUUGUCUCUCUCAUGCCGUUCCUUGUCCUUGGUGUUGGUGUUGACAACAUGUUCAUCAUGAUCGCCGGCUGGCGUCAGCUAAGCAUCUACGUCCCAACCGAGGAGCGCAUGGCUCGUACCUUUUCCGAGGCUGCUGUCUCCAUCACCAUCACCAACCUCACCGACAUGUUGGCCUUCAUCAUCGGUGCCACCACCUCCUUGCCUGGUGUCCGGACCUUCUGUAUCUAUGCCGGUGUUGCCAUGCUCUUCGUCUACUUCUACCAGCUAUCAUUCUUUGGUGCCUGCAUGGCCUACAUUGGUGAGAGGGAGGCCAACAAUAUGCACUGCUAUACUUGCAAGAAGGUUUUGCCUAAGGAAGAGGCACCCAACAAGUUCUACCAGAUUUUCUGCGCAGGAGGGAUCUCCAAGACGACACGGACCAAGGUUGCAGACAUGGAGCACCGCAUCAUGAAGUUCUUUGGGGAACAGUUCGGACCCUUCAUCAUGAAGAGCCCUCUCAAGGUCCUGAUUGUCCUUUCUUACUUGGCGUAUAUUGCCGGUGCCAUCUACGGACUCUUCCACAUCACCCAAGGCCUCCAGCUGAACAGCCUUGCCAGAGAUGGCUCUCCUGCUUUCAUCUACUACAGCUACGAAGAUGAGUACUUCAAGAGGUACGGUCCCGUCAUCGGUGUCAUCAUGCAGGAUGAGUUGGAAUACUGGAACCCUCAGACGCAGCAAAAGAUCGAGGACCUGACCCAACAGUUUGAGGACAGCGAGUAUAUCUACGGGAAGCAGUUCACAGAAUCAUGGCUUCGCAUGUACUUGAUGUUUCUCCAACAAUCCAUUGGCACCACAGAGGUUGACAAGACCACAUUCGUCACCCUCCUGCAGAAUCAGUUCUUGACGCAACCAAUGUUUAAGCAGUACUCAUUGGAUAUCAAUUUUAAGAAGGAUGCGAAUGGAAUGGCCACCGACAUUGAAGUCUCUCGGUUCCUUGUCAUGUCAAAGGAUAUGGUGAAUACAACUCGAGAGGGCGACAUGAUGAUUGAAGUCAGAGACAUUGCCAAAGCAAGCAACUUUAAUCUCACAAUAUUCAAUCCAGCAUUUAUCGUUUAUGAUCAAUAUAUCGGGGUAUUGCCAAACACCCUUCAAACUCUAGGUAUCGCUCUAGCGUGCAUGUUUUUUGUCGCCUUGAUAAUGAUACCUCAUCCUGUCUGUGCAUUAUGGGUAACAUUCUGUGUUAUCUCCAUAGAUACAGGGGUCAUAGGUUACAUGUCACUUUGGGAUGUUCCACUGGACCCCAUCUCUAUGCUAAACAUUAUCCUCUGCAUCGGUUUCAGUGUAGACUUCUCGGCGCAUAUCACAUACGCCUUUGUCAUCGCGCCAAAGGACAAACCAAACGAUCGCGCCAUAUCAGCAUUGCGGGCACUCGGAAUGCCCAUCCUUCAAGGAGCUUUGUCGUCAAUCCUCGCAAUAUCCGUCCUGUCGACUGCACCUGUUUAUGUCUUUCGCAUAUUCUUCAAGACGCUAUUCCUUGUCAUGAUUUUCGGAGCGUACCAUGGACUCAUGCUCCUUCCCGUAAUCUUAUCCUACAUGGGGCAUUGUAUGCCUCAUAAAAAGGAGGAGGACAACAAGGUGAAGUACUUCGAAAAGUCGCCACUCCCAACAAGCGAAAAAGACAUUCAGGACUUCAAAUCACUCAAAGCGUAUAGACACAAACAUGGUAAAAUCGCAACGAUUGAUCAAUGUUUUGUUCCCCUUUCUUUGCUUGAUAUUCCUGUAACAACUAUCCCCUCAGAUAAUUGAGUGUCUAACAAUUUUUUUAAGCCCAAGAUCAUGUAUUUUUCGUGUCUGUGAAGUCAGUGUUUCUAUUCUUUAUAUUCAUGCAUGGUUUUAUGUUACGGCUGUGUGGAUUUUUUUUUUUAGUCAGAGACUUGAUAUUCCUUUCCUCAACUACAUUGUGAUUAAAAAGGCAGGUGGUACAUAGUUUACAGCCACAGACCCCGGGCAAAAAAAACUGUUUCUUUGAAACAUAGUAAAGCUCACUGAAUAGUAGACAAGUCUAGGGAUUCUAUCAACCUUCAAAGAAUAUCUAGAAUGAUUUUAGAUGAAUUGGGAUUCAAAGUCAAUUCUACCCUUAGACUUAUCUCAAGUCCCAUGUGAAUUAUGAAAGGGUCUGUGCCGAUAGACUAGUUGAUUUACAUCAUGACGCGUCAUGAUGUGAUGAUGUCCACCGAAAUUCAUCCCACUGCUGCCACCAUGAUUCUUUUAAAAAAAAUCAAUUUCACGUUAUGAAAAAUUAACACUUUUAACUCGAUACCGUCUUACUGAAAGUCACCAAGAAGUUUCGUACCAUUCAAUAACUGAAUAUCUUGACAAUCAAGUACAUUUUAUAUGACUAUUCUGAUAACAUAGGCCUACCUAUAGGUGUGGCGGUUGACAAAGUAGGUACACACGUCUACAUUAAGUCACUUUAUGGAUUACAAUAUCAGACUAUUUUCAAAUGAAAGAGUGAUUGUAUAUUAUAUUCACAGUUUAAGGUAGCAUGCAACAAAAUUUCACCAGAAUUAUGAUUGCUUCGUUUUCUUUGUUUUUCUUCUUGAAUUAUACAACUGAGUUGAUCAUGGUUUGAAAUUUAUUCAACUCAUUGUAAAAUGUUUUUGUUUUCACUCCUGUCUUUGCAUCUUUUAUUUUAUUGCAAACGUACACCUAUGGAUUAUCUCUCGUGAAAAACGGUUAUUUUAGGAUUGCAUUACUUAUGUUACAGUUACACAAACAAAGCUGACCCUAGACUGGUCAAAGGUUAUUGUGCUAUUCCAGAAUGGCAUACUGUAGCUAUAGAGUUGGUUUGGUGGUGUGACCACGUCUAUUGGUUUGUGCGGAGCCAAAGGGAUUGUUAUGCAACUCCUGCCCCCCCCCCUUUUUUUUUUGUUUAGCUCUUAACAGAUUUGAAUGCAUGAAUAUUUGUUUUUCAUCAAAGUUUGAUUUAAUAUCAUUUUAGAUAACCCUUGCAUCUAAUUUCGCACGACUACAGACUGGGUCAAUGUGAUAUCAAGCACACAGCUGUCGGUCGAGCGAGUUGGGUUUCGCCGUCGUAAUUGUCACAUUUAUCGCGUGAUAUGUAUGGCUCUUCAUUGUGAUUUAUUUUUCAUUUAUAAAAUGACACCUUGCUAAUAUAAGUCGCAGCUUUAUGUGCAUUGUUUUCAGCUUGUGAAAAUUAAUUGUCUCGCCUUUGUUUUUCUUUCGGUUUAUAUUGUUUGCUGGCAAAUGAACAUUGUUUGUGAACGUACUUUAUAGUGCUGUUUCAGUGACGACCAAUGCAACUUAUUGCAAACCAAUGUGACAUUAUUUCUAUACGUUAUAAAUAUAUUUAUAUGAGAAAUAUAUGUUUCUGAAUACAUACAGCUGUUGGUCAGUUGAAAACAUUGCAAAUCCUGAAUAUAGUAGUCUAGAUUUUAUACAAAGAUAUAUAUAUUUUACUGGACAGGUAGUUAUAUUGUGCAAAGUAAUGGUAACAAAGUUACAGAUAAUUGUUUUCUAUGAUUCUCAGAAUACUAUUAUUUAUCUCUUGUAAAAGCAGUUCAGUAUUUAUUGAAUAUACAGUAAUAUCCACAUUUUCUCAGCUCUGAAACGUAAUCGUGUAAACUGUUUAUCGAGAAAUUGGGAUUCGAGUAGUUGAAUUUGGAAGUUGCAAUGCUUGAUUGGUAAACUUAGUGUAGUGAGUUCAGUUGUACCCAAUGCAUAAUAUCCAACCAAUCUCUCUUUUUCGGCAAGAAACGCCCCUUGUGUUGGAAACUCUUCGGUUGAUAAAGACGGGAGAGUUUCAUUAAUAAUUUGUCAGUUAUUUUCACUCCCGGAUGUUAUAAGAUACUGCAAAAGAUUGCAUCUGAUUAGCCGAGAGCAGACCAGUCGGCAAAAAGUAGUUGUGAAACGCUCCUCGGAUGCAAAAUAUACCGCGAAGUGUGUGAAUACGCAUUUCAAUAUUUCAUUUAAAAAAUAUAGUAUAUUUCAUAUUUUUAACGGGAAAAUCUAAUUGAGAUGUCAUAAGAUUGCACUUGAGCAUUAUCAUUCCUUAAAACUUCAACUCCUGUCGAACAAAGCUUUCAGAAAAUGUAUUUCUUGCGAGGGGAUUUUAUUUUGCUCUCACCAAAGUAGAUUUAAGCACCGUGCCUUUAUAUCAAUAAUAUAACUCUGCAAGUAGUAGAUUUCUGCCGAUUUCUAAAGGAACAGUUCAUAGAUAGUAGAAGGUUAUUGCCAAGCGUAGUCUUUUAGUGGAUAUUUUUUUCUUAGAUUGUGCAAGGACUGGAAAAGUGUAUAAAUGUAUAUAAGAGAAUUUAUAUUGUAAUAUGUCAUGCACAUUAUUUCCUUUCCAAAGCGAACAGACUACCUACUUGUAGUUUGGCUAUUUAUUCACAUUUUGACUUAUUAUGACCGUCUGGUAUUCCAAAUCAAAUGUAUGAUUGUAGGACGAUAUGUAAGUUUUGUUGAUCAUUAAUUGUAUGAAGUAUACACGGAUAAAGUGUAUAGUCUUGUCUUUUCGAUGAUUAUUGUUGACAUUUGAGGCUUUCAGUGAUUUGCAAAUUAUAUUAGAUAUUAAGCUUAUUAGAUUUAUAUGAUUUAGUCACUAAAACCCUAUCCUGGAAAGAACAGUAUUACUCAGUGUGGUCAAAAUGUUGAACACACUGAAAUCAUCUUCACACUGAGCAUUUUAAUAGUGUGAAUCACAUAUUCACAUAGUCGAUUAUGUGGGCACACUGUAAACACAGUGUGAAUACACUGUGAACACACUGUGAACACAGUGAACACAUUGUCAACGCACUGUAAACACGCCGUGAACACACCAUCAACACAUUGUGAACACACUGGGUACUCAUUGUGAACACACCGUGAACAAUUAUUGUGAACACACUGUGCACAUACGGGACCCAAUGAGGACGCGUUAUCAACACAUAGUCAAUAUAGUGCGAACACACUGUGAACACAUUAUGAAUACACUGUGAAUAUGAUGUGAACACACCGUUACACUGUUUCUAGCCAGCUAGGAAUGACUCGUCUUGUUCUGAGAAGCUGCGUACGUCACAUUCCCUGACAAAAGCACACACAAAAAUAAGGAAAGAAUAUUAUUAUUGAUUGGUGCUGGAUUGCAGAUCUUAAUGAAGUCUACUUUACAGAAAAAAACAAAAAUACACAGGGAGAUUUGCUUUGCAAAAAUCACUACAAUAUACGCGAAGAUGAAGAAGAAAUACGUCAAGACAAGACUUGGAUUUAACUGCAAAAUGUUUAAGAGGGCCACACCCAACACUUUACACUUAACUUCGUGUUAUCAUACCUGCUUUGUUUGAACACUAUGUAGUGUAGUAUUCAAAGUCCAGGGUGUAUUUUUAACACCAGAAUGUGUGGUGCUCUCAGCACACCGACUGGUGGUGAGUUAACACCGUCGCUUUUGCAGUGUAAAUUGUGUGAUGUAGGAUUGGUACACUUCAAACGCGAUGGUGUGAAUUUAACACCAGCACGGUAUCCACAUAACAAAACACCAGAGAAGUGUUUAAUCAGUCCAAUACCGAAUUGGUGCUGCUUCAAGACUAAUUCGCUUGGGUUGUCCUAUGAAGAUACCGGGUUGGUGUUAAAUCAACACGGCGAUUAUACAUUUUAAUGAUUACUUUAAGCCGCAAUGUAUUACAUUUUCGUUCUAUAUAUUUAUGAUCGUUAUUUCAUGUUUGAAGUUUAUUUUGAUGGAUAUCUAUAUGUUCUCUCGCGUGUACAUGAUUAUCAAAACCUGAUGCACAGAAGUAUGUUGCAAUCAAGAUAACGAAAAAACACCAUAAUUAUAUUCAGUUAAUGUAUUGUGUUGUAUUUGUUUACGAUGUGAUUGUAAAGGCCUGUCUGCAAUAAAAUAUGACAAUGAAAACGAACA
This is a messenger RNA of Lytechinus pictus (painted urchin), 7038 nucleotides long. Its product is annotated as patched domain-containing protein 3-like. Gene Ontology annotation, cellular component: membrane. The transcript is spliced from 4 exons. Bases 171 to 2930 code for a protein of 919 amino acids. NCBI's taxonomy places the organism in Eukaryota, Metazoa, Echinodermata, Echinoidea, Temnopleuroida, Toxopneustidae. The record is from RefSeq and is a predicted model, not a curated record.